Molecule: messenger RNA, 1397 nt
Organism: Aegilops tauschii subsp. strangulata
Lineage: Eukaryota; Viridiplantae; Streptophyta; Magnoliopsida; Poales; Poaceae
Source: RefSeq, a predicted model, not a curated record
AGGUGAGAUGGACGUCAACCGAUUUGAAAGGAGAUGGCUCCAACAAAAAAUGUUCCGCUACGGCGGAAAGGGAGGGUCCUUUGGGAAAAUGGUAAGAUGCAUCGUGGGGUGGGGCUUUUGUGUUGGCACCGCAUGUUAGAAAUAGCAUGGCGGAUAGUUCGGAUAACCACAAUUCUCCCUCAUAUAUGGAAUGAAGUUUUGAAUUUUGGGGAGCCCAUGGGCCCCUCUUUGAUGUCCAAACCCAUCCAGAAAGAUAAAUGAACUUUGACCUUGAACAACUUUAAUUAUUUAUUUCAUUUAUUUAUUUGCAUUGUAGCCCGUAGCAAUGCAUGGACAUUCUACUAGUAUACCUUAUAGAAUGCGAUCAUGUUAGUGACUGAACUGGUUGAUCAACUACUGGAGGAGCAAAAAAAACUACUAGAGGAGUAUCUGGAAUGGAGUGUUGAAUUAUUGCCAAGGGCUAGAAAUGUCAAUUUGUUGGAGUGUCUCCGUGCUCCUCCUAUAAAUACGUCGAGACCACAAGUUCUCAUGGCACUCUGUACACCUAUCAAUACCAAGAAGCAGAGCGCAACACAGAACAAUGGCUAUGGGGCGGGAGAGGCGCAUCAAGCUUCUCGUGGCAGUCGUCCUGCUCCUCACCUUGGCGAAAGGGAGCAACGGCAACAGGACAUGCACCGUGGCGGACCUGGAGAUACGGCAUAUCCGAGUGGACAGCUACAAGCAGGACGGCGGCCGCACGCACGAGCAAGAGCAGCAGCACAUGAACUCCGGCGGCGGCGGCGGGCGCAAGCUGAAGCAGAUGCCGAUGAUCAUGGCGGUGUGGGUGUACAACCACUGCCCGUGCAUGGUGGACAACGUGGUGAUCUACGCGCCCCACGGCUUCUCCACCAUCUACGCCAACGGGACCGACGAGAGGAUCUUCUCCAAGGUGCGGGAGCACCUCUACCUCAUCCACAACGCCGGCCCGCUCCUGCCAGCGGCGAGCUGCCCGCGUUUCCCACCCUCUCCGCCCUCUGCCGCCGGCCCGGUCGAUGGGAAGGCGCAAACUCAAGAUUUUAGCUGCCCGUCCACCGCUUUCUUCUAUACCUGGUACGAGGAGAUCGAGCUCAAGCCUGCCUUCCUCGUGCCUCACUGCUAGACUGCUAGCUUAGCUUGCUACAAGAAAUUCCAUGCAUCUCGAUCCACAUGGAUUUCCGUCCGUAUGAUAAAAUAAGUUUAGCUGUAGAGUUUGGGAUGAUGAGGACCAGACCAGUCCCAAAUCUACUCUUCUCUUCACGGAUGUGUAAUCCUCUCAAGGAUCAAUCAAGUAUUUGCAGAAUUAAUGUUUUGUGCUUUUGUUGAGUUUGUGUUAACGAUGACACACAUCGACUUCAUUUGUUCUAAGGAUUUAUGUUUCA